Colletotrichum navitas is the source of this 903-nucleotide messenger RNA. RefSeq lists its product as uncharacterized. Bases 1 to 903 code for a protein of 300 amino acids. NCBI's taxonomy places the organism in Eukaryota, Fungi, Ascomycota, Sordariomycetes, Glomerellales, Glomerellaceae. The record is from RefSeq and is a predicted model, not a curated record. The transcript has a single exon.
AUGGCAACAAAAGCUCUAGUGGUAGGCGGCACAAGCGGCAUCGGCUAUGCCAUGGCAUGCCGCGUAGCAGCCUCCUCGCCAUCCUCGACCGUCGUUAUAAGCGGCCGUACCCAGCCUGACAACAUGCCCCACGCCAACAUGGAAUUCCGGCCCAUCGAAGCAACGUCGAUGCGCGAAAUCAAGGGCUUCACUGACAAGUUCAAGCAGCAGCAGCAGCAGCCACACGCGCCCGCCGAAGAAAAGAACAAGCUCGACCUCCUCAUCAUGUCGCAGGGCGUCAUGACCAUGGCCGGCAGGACCGAGACGCCCGAGGGCAUCGACCGCAAGAUGGCGCUGCACUACUACGGCAAGCAGCUCCUGAUCCGCGAGCUCAUGCCGGCGCUCAAGCAGGACGCCAGGGUUGUCAUCGUCUACGAUAGCUGGACGGGGAACAUGGACAAGCUCCACUGGGACGACCUGGAUCUCAAGACGCACUUCAGCCUCGGCGCCGCCGCCAACCACUGCCAGGUCAUGAACGACGUCAUGAUCCAGUGCUAUGCCGCGCAGCAGCAGGAGCAGCAACAACAGGGCACCGCCGCCGCCAGACGGCAUUUCAUACACGCAUGGCCCGGCGGCGUGAACACGGAGGGUCUCAUGAGGGAGAUGCCGUGGGUUUUGGGGGCCACUGUCAAGCUGCUUGCCCCGCUCAUUACCGUGACGCCUGCCAGAUGUGCAGAGUACCUGAUGGACGGCGUCGACAGGGUCACGGCACCGGCGGCGGGGGGCAAGCAAGGCGGACGUUUUUGGCAUUACAUUGAUAACAAGGGGAGGGUGCUUCCGAACAAGCCCGUCUGUACAGAGGAGCAGGUGGGGAAGAUUGCAGACCACACGUGGAAGCUUAUUGAUGCCGCCUUGAAGGCUUGA